Molecule: messenger RNA, 1461 nt
Organism: Penicillium verrucosum
Lineage: Eukaryota; Fungi; Ascomycota; Eurotiomycetes; Eurotiales; Aspergillaceae
Product: Zn(II)2Cys6 transcription factor
Exons: 1
Coding region: 1-1461 (486 amino acids)
Biological process (GO): regulation of DNA-templated transcription
Molecular function (GO): zinc ion binding; DNA-binding transcription factor activity, RNA polymerase II-specific
Source: RefSeq, a predicted model, not a curated record
AUGUCCCUACCCGCUCCAAAACGAGCCUGUGAUCAAUGUCACACAUUGAAAGAAAAAUGCCGACGAUCGAGUGCAACAACGUCAUGCGAGCGAUGUGAUAGACUAAGCCAAACCUGCAAAACAACGCGAAACCUUGCAAAACUCGGACGAAAACCACAUAUCGCAAGAAAACUAUCCUAUAAUCUUCCAACCUCCAAAUUCAGCUUGGCCACCUGUAACACAAAGAAACUCGACCUAUCUUCAUCCCAAAACAACAAGCCCUAUCCCUAUGUCUACCUCCCAUUCGACGAAGGCCUAUUUAGCAACCCAGCCCUAUUCCCAGAACUAGACAAGUGGGAGAGAUACUUCAUAAAUCUUAUGAAAGACCCGGGCGCACCAUCCCCGCUAGACAAAUUCCUAAUCGGACCAAGCUUCCACGAGUCGCACCACCGUUUCUUUGUGCAGAACCUUCUCCGAGCACCUACGUCUAUAUUAAAAGACGCCACAGUCGCCUGUGCCGCAGUACUCCUUGGCGCCCAAUAUGCGCAGUACACGAAAACAAGCGUCGAAGUCGGGUAUCGACGAGCUGCACUGGCUGUUUCGGGACUGCGGUCGUUGCAGAUAUGUAAAGAGCAGGAUUUGGUUACUGCACUCAUUCUCGGCGUGGGUAUAGUGACCUUCGCUAUGCAUGUUGUUGAUGGACAGCCGUUUCUUAUAUCGCGUUAUACUUUGGCGCUUGUUAAGCCGGUUUAUCACACUCUUUUGACAAUGGAUCCUAGUAUUUUGGAUUUGUUGAUGUGUUUGGUUACUGAGGAGACUUUUGAAUGUCUGAUUCGGUCGGAGACGCCGACUAUUCGAAUCGGUGAACGUGAUCGUUGCGAUGUUGUUGAUCGGUUCAUUGGGAUUAGCUCGUCACUUUUUGGUCUCUUAUAUGAUCUUUGCGAUGCUAGUCAUUCGAUGAGAGUUACUGGUGGGAGAAUGGAUAUUGAGAUGGUUGAACGAUUGGACGCCAUACAAGAUUCCCUGGAGCGAUGGAAACCUUCGCCACCACCUGACUUUAUUGAAAGAUUUACCCAGUCUGAGGUGGUUGGAAUGCUCACUCAGGCUAAGGUCCUCCGUCUUGCCGCUUGUCUUAUUAUACAUCGGUUGCGCUAUCCCUAUGGGCAGCGCGACAAGGAAGCGUUGCGACUAUCUCGUGCAAUUAUGGCGGAGAUCGAUAUGGUCUUGAAAUCGGCAGGGCGUUCAAUACCAUGUAUGACAUUUCCCUAUACGGUUGCAUGCUUCGAGGUCACUGAGAUCAAACCGCGAGCAGCAGUCGUUGAUAAGAUUCCGGUAGUUGUGAUUUUCUCCAGGCAAUUGCAGCUUCAAGUUAGGCGCUCCCUGUCUUCGGUGUGGGGCGGGAGGGAUGACGGAGACCAGAUCUACUGGUUCGAUAUAGGUAAUUACAUAUACAAGACGCCUUCCACAUGGACAGACGUAUAA